AUGUCGACCUCGAACGCUCUCGGGACCGGCGACGCGCCUGUAGCUCAAAAAUUCGGUGGCCGCUCCGCCUUCCUGUAUGUCGCCAGCCAGACGAAUUCUCAAGAUAACAAAAACACCAAUGAGACUCUCUCUGAGCCGGACACCAACCCCGCGAGGUCUCCUCUGGUAAGUGAACCCAAAGACCUCUCCAUCCUCCAUCAUGACCCCCCUUUCAAAGCCUUGCAUCCAAAGCCCAUUCAAUUUUCACCUCCGCGUCCCAGGGCCAGGCCGCUAGCCCAGCCGUCGAAGCUGCGAUACAUCGACGGUCUCCCCGCCCUCCCAAGAACCGAUGCCGAGCUCGCCGCAGCCCGGGCCAGACUGCCCCCAGUCUACUUCCGCGACUACACACCGGGCAAGUGCCUUCACUGCACACUCGCGGGCACGCCGUGCACGUUCACCAGGGUGACGCCGUCGGCACCGUGCGGGCGGUGCAGGCGGCUCGGGCGGGUGUGCCUGAUCCGCAGGCCGGGUUCGGCGAGGAGGAUCAUUACGGGGGAGGACGCGGGGGAUUGGGUUCCCAUGGGGAGAGCGGUCGGGGUGUUGCUCGGCGAGGACGGGGCGCUGGCGCUCGCGGGGAGGGUCAUGGAGCAACGGGAGGAGGAGGGCGGGAUUGUGGUGUUUGGGGAGAGAGUGACCGAGAGAGAUGCCAGGGGGUGGUGUCUGCCGAGGAUUAUUGGGGGUGAAGGCUGUGGUGAUGGAGUUCGAAGGAAGGAUUUGGAGAAGGAAGGGGUUGACGAGAGGAGUAACAAGAUGAGUGGAGGUGAGUGA
Messenger RNA from Colletotrichum destructivum, 807 nucleotides. RefSeq lists its product as uncharacterized. Lineage: Eukaryota; Fungi; Ascomycota; Sordariomycetes; Glomerellales; Glomerellaceae. The transcript has a single exon. The record is from RefSeq and is a predicted model, not a curated record. Bases 1 to 807 code for a protein of 268 amino acids.